Adineta ricciae is the source of this 837-nucleotide messenger RNA. NCBI's taxonomy places the organism in Eukaryota, Metazoa, Rotifera, Eurotatoria, Adinetida, Adinetidae. The record is from the annotation of a GenBank genome assembly.
AUGUCAUUAGUGUACGAUGCUCAACAAUUCACGCUCUAUGUUGGUUAUUUCCUUCUGUUUGCCGGUGUCAUUGGUAAUGGAAUCAAUAUUUUAAUCUUUACAAAAGUACGUGCUUAUCGCACGACUUCUUGUACAUUUUAUUUCCUUAUUGGCUCAAUCGACAACAUUCUAUACCUAUUAGUCAACGUUACACUUCGCAUUCUAGGCGUUGGAUACAAUAUAAAUGUUACGGAUAGAUCAAGUGCGUGGUGCAAAGCGCGACAAUACUUUAUUGUUGUACCUGCCGUUCUAUCUAUAGGUUGUUCAUGUUUAGCUACUGCCGAUCAGUUUUUCAUAACAUCAAGAAAUGCAUCUCUUCGAAGAUGCGGUGAUAUAGGAUGGGCUCAUCGAAUUAUCAUAAUUGCUAUCAUUCUAAGCUUUUUGCAUGGCAUUCCUGUUCUUCUAUUCUUUGAUAUUUCACCAAUUAGUAGUAAUUGCUUGAAUCUGAGCGCUGGAUAUAGAAUCUAUCAACUAUUUUAUCUAAUCGGCGUAAUUUGUGUGAUACCCGUUCUGAUCAUGAUCAUAUUCGGAUGGUUAACAUAUCAUAACAUUCAUCAAACAAUGAACUUGGCUGAACUACAAGUUGACCGUCAGCUAAUCCGAAUGACUCUCAUUCAUGUUAUACUUGUUACGAUUAGUUUACUUCCAUAUGGUAUUUAUACAACAUACAGCUUACUCACCAGUAGUAUUGUCAAAAAUUAUGAUCGACAAUUUCAAGAGUAUUUAGCGUCUUCGAUUCUUUCAUUGGUGACUUACUUUUACAAUGCGGUAUGUGAAAAUCAAUCUUCUGUUGAAUAA